AUGUCUGAGGCGUUGGAAAAGGACAUCGAAAUGGGCGAUAAAAAUAGCAUUAGUAUGAUGACGACGACGACGACAAAACCAGGCGCGCCAACGCACCCACCACCAUCACGCGAUACAAACUUUCCACCCAGUGCUGCGAAUAAAUCCAAGUCUCGUUUAGAACGGACGGAUACGACGCACAUGAACAUGACCCAUAUUAAAUACGAGAAAAAUCCAUUCAUCACGUGGAAAGCGAUGGUGUUUAACUUGAUUUCCAGCCUGUUCGGGGUUAUGUUUUUAGCGAUCACGUGCGCGGCGUACCCGAUAUACGCGUUUGCUAUUCCCAGACAAGUGUGGGCGUUUCUCGGAGAGAAAGGGUUCGGGAUUAUAUAUUACAUCUUUGCAAACUCGAGCAUUUUACGGUACAUCCACUUGCGUUCGAUUGCGAAGAAACACGAAAACGACAACGGGGACGUGUUGAGAAGCAUACACUCGUUCACGCAAACAGAAAUGCUUUCGUCUGCCGCGGUAAUUCCAAUUCCGUUUUUAUCGGAUAAUUACUCGUAUUUGAUCGUAGAUAGGCAGUCGAAGACGGCGGCGGUGGUGGAUCCAUCGGAUCCCAUUAGCGCGUUGGGGGUAGCGCAAAGAGUUGGCGUGGAGUUGAAGAUGAUUUUGUGCACACACAAACAUCAUGACCACGCGGGAGGAAACGUGCGAUUAAAAGAGUUGAUGAAGAAUGAAAAUUUACCGGUGUACGCGCACAAGAUGGAUAAUUGCCACGGGGCUACCCACUUUGUCGAGCACGGCGACGUUAUUCGAUUAGGAGAGGACGUGGCGUUGAGCGUGAUACAUUUGCCGUGUCACACGAAAGGACACAUAGCAUUCGCGUUGCAUAAGAAAGGAAGUAAAAACGUGGAAUCGUCUGAUGAGAGCACCGUAGAGGCUUUAUUUUGCGGAGAUGUCAUUUUGAAUGGGGGCGUUGGUGCGUUUUUUGAAGGUCGCGCGAAAGAAUGCGCGUCAAAUUUACACAAGACUUUACAAAACGUUCCAGAUUCGUGUCUCAUAUUUUCCGGGCACGAGUAUAUGACAAUGAAUCUACGGUUUGCAGCGUACUUGGACGACGACGACGAUUUUACCAGAUUAGUUUUGAACACGAUAGUGCUUGCGAGGAACAGAUCUUUAGCCACGCAACCGAGUUCGAUGAAAGUCGAGCGGUUUGCGAAUCCGUUUUUCCGCAUUCGAGAACGGGCGUACGCCGGGCGCCUUUUGCUAUUGAGACAAAAGUUGCAGAGAGAAGCAAAACGGCCGUGGUGGCGACGAUACGUGCCGGAAAAUAGAAAUAGAAUUGGGUAUUACAAAGAGUUGAAGAGUGAAUCGAUUUUGUUGGACAAAAUUCAAAGAGAAGAAAACGCUUACAACAAUAACAACGACAACGCCGGCGGUAUGGGACACGCACAGACGCCGUCUAAAUUCAUCGAAGACGAGGACGAUUUGACCAUGCUGACGGAGGCAUUAAAAUACGUGCUCACGAGUGGAAGAAAUGAAUACGAUUUCAGCGAACCGACGGAUUCGGAGAACAGACAUUUCAACAAUUUUAUGAACGCUUUGAAAGCAGAGAACGAUCCGAAAUCGAUGAACAGAAGAGUGCACCAGUUGUAA
Messenger RNA from Bathycoccus prasinos, 1638 nucleotides. RefSeq names its product hydroxyacylglutathione hydrolase. The transcript has a single exon. The record is from RefSeq and is a predicted model, not a curated record. Lineage: Eukaryota; Viridiplantae; Chlorophyta; Mamiellophyceae; Mamiellales; Bathycoccaceae. The coding region runs from base 1 to 1638 and encodes 545 amino acids.